CUAACCCACGAGACCAAAACCUUCUCCAAACCAAAAAAGUUUUUUAAGUUCUCCUUUUGGGAUUCGAAGAUGAGAUGUUCAUGGCCGACACGCUUCACCUUCUUGAUGGUCCUCACAGUCGUCAUCGCCAUGAUUGCCGUAGCUUAUGGAUACUCCUCUGUUUCAUCAUCAAAUCAUAAGUUUCCUCAUUACAAGUACAAAGCCCCACUUCCUCCAACGACUUAUUCUCCUUACCGUUACUUCUCCCCGCCUCCACCUCCUCCGGUUACAGAUUCAGAUUCUGCAGCGUAUGCUCGAUGAUCGCAGCGUAGUACGUCAAUUUUUGGGGUUUUUCUUCCUUCUCAUAUGUUUGCUAUUCUAUUUUACUUUUCCUUUUGGAUUUUGAUGUGUAACUAAAUUAAUUAAUGACUAGUUUUCUAAAGUAACGUGAGAAAGGUAUGUACGAAAUCGAUUGCUUAAUUAUGUGAGAUUGGUAAUUAUCAGAAUUAUUGCAGUAGUGUCUACUAGUCUAGGUAGAUGCGAAACUAAUGAAGUAAUUACUUGAUUACAUUACAACUUUGUAAUGCAUAUUUAAUUAUUUAUGAGCCAUGUUUGAU
Molecule: messenger RNA, 596 nt
Organism: Brassica oleracea var. oleracea
Lineage: Eukaryota; Viridiplantae; Streptophyta; Magnoliopsida; Brassicales; Brassicaceae
Exons: 1
Coding region: 70-300 (76 amino acids)
Source: RefSeq, a predicted model, not a curated record